AUGCAGUUGGAAUGUCGUGAAGGUCGCCGAUUGGCCAUCUACUCGGCCACAUAUGGAAGAAGCACUCGAACACAGGCAGCUCACUGUACAGCACCGGUCCAUUUUGCUAAAGAGUGUACACGUGAUGUUCUGCCAGUACUGCUCACGAAAUGCCAUGCACAACCGGGCUGUUCGUUAAUGGUGAACUCUGAAACGCUGGGCAGUCCGUGCCCAAAAGACGUGCCAUCGUACCUCAACAUUCUCUUCAUGUGU
Messenger RNA from Ostertagia ostertagi, 252 nucleotides. NCBI's taxonomy places the organism in Eukaryota, Metazoa, Nematoda, Chromadorea, Rhabditida, Trichostrongylidae. The record is from the annotation of a GenBank genome assembly.